Psammomys obesus (fat sand rat) is the source of this 2281-nucleotide messenger RNA. It is a transcript of the gene B4galt4, whose product is annotated as beta-1,4-galactosyltransferase 4. Gene Ontology annotation, molecular function: glycosyltransferase activity. NCBI's taxonomy places the organism in Eukaryota, Metazoa, Chordata, Mammalia, Rodentia, Muridae. The record is from RefSeq and is a predicted model, not a curated record. Gene Ontology annotation, biological process: carbohydrate metabolic process. Bases 426 to 1460 code for a protein of 344 amino acids. The transcript is spliced from 9 exons.
GCGCAGGCUGGCCACCAGGGAGAUCGCCCGGGCUGCUCCUCGCCGGCUCCCAAUCCCCGGGCGGCCUCCGGGUGGCCGCGUCCGGGACCAGGUUUCACCUGGGACAGCAGAUCUGUACUUCCGUGCCUGUGAGGGCCGGGACAGCGCGGAGCUUCCUACGCCAGGCAAGGGGCAGUCACAUGGGAUUGGAAGGACAUCAGACACACCUGCUGUAGAAACAAAGAAGUUUUGCCCUUGAACUUUCUUCUAUACCAUAAGUUUUAUGGAGGAUACUUAAGCCUAUAAGGGUGGUCUCUGGGAAGGAACUGCCAGGCAGUGGCAUACAUCGCCUCAUGAGGUGUCAUCACAUUCUCAGUCAUACCGGAAAAGCGCAAUUUGAAGCCUCCUCACUGCAGUGGAAGCAGAGAUAACGCAUUGUAGGAGUCAUGGGCUGCAAGCCACCCUACCAUAUCUCCUACAGAUUACGAUUACUGCUGCUCCUUUCCUUGUGCCUGACAGUGGUUGGAUGGGCCACCAGCAACUACUUUGUGGGUGCUAUUCAAGUGAUCCCCAAGGCAAGGGGCUUCAUGGCUAGUUUCCACAAGGUCAUACCUUUGGGGAAUGAAGUCACUCUGGCCCAUGAUGCAACUGUGAAAAAGGCAGAACUCGAUAACUGUCCUUCAGUGUCUCCAAACCUCAGAGGCCAGAGCAAACUCCUUUUUAAGCCAGACCUCACUCUGGAGGAAGUGCAGGCAGAGAACCCCAAAGUGUCCAGGGGCCGCUACCGUCCUGAGGAAUGUAAGGCUCUGCAGCGGGUCGCCAUCCUCAUUCCCCACCGGAACAGGGAGAAGCACCUGGUCUACCUGCUGGAGCACCUGCACCCCUUCCUGCAGCGGCAGCAGCUGGAUUACGGUGUCUACAUCAUCCACCAGACUGGAAGUAAGAAGUUUAAUCGCGCCAAACUCCUGAAUGUGGGCUAUCUGGAAGCUCUCAAGGAGGAGAACUGGGACUGCUUCAUUUUCCACGAUGUGGACUUGGUGCCUGAGAAUGACUUCAACCUUUAUACGUGCGGCGAUCAGCCCAAGCACCUGGUGGUUGGCAGAAACAGCACCGGCUACAGGUUACGAUACAGUAAAUAUUUUGGGGGCGUUACUGCCCUCAGCAGAGAACAGUUUUUCAAGGUGAAUGGAUUCUCUAACAACUACUGGGGCUGGGGAGGAGAAGACGAUGACCUCAGACUCAGGGUUGAGCUCCAUAAGAUGAAAAUAUCGAGGCCCAAGCCCGAUGUGGGUAAAUACACCAUGAUCUUCCACACCAGAGACAAAGGCAACGAGGUGAACGUGGACCGGAUGAAGCUGUUACAGCAGAUGUCACGAGUCUGGAAAACAGACGGCUUAUCAAGUUGUUCCUACAAAUUGCUCUCUGUGGAACACAAUCCCCUCUAUGCCAACAUCACAGUGGAUUUCUGGACUGGUGCAUGACCUGGAUCUUUUGGUGAUGUUCUGGAGAACUGAUGAUUUGAUUGUAAUGAUUUUGGCCUAGAGACUUCCUUAGUAGCCAACAUUAAGAACUCUUUCCAGCUAAUUAUUAGGCUGAAAUUUUUCCGUUCCAUGUUUUCUCAGAAGAGCUCUUGGUUAUGUAGAAUGUAGAACCAUCAUUGACAAGACAGCUUUCUUAGCUGUUUUGGUCGUGGUGGUGAAGUUGUAAUUCACACACUUGAAGGACCACUAAAGAAAAAGGAUGCGAUGAAGGCAACCUGAGAACUGUGUCCUCAGAGGACUGACUUCAGCAAUGCAGUGUGAGAUUGAAGAAUGGGGAGUAGAAUUCCCAAGUGUCUUAGAGAACCAGAAUUGCCAGGUCUAAGACAGAGAGGUACUAAGAUGUGUUUCUGUUACUCAUGACCCACUGUGAAGUGGUGGAUUCCAGAUGUGAAGAAAGCCAUAAGAGAGGGGCACAGAGUCAAGAAUCAGAUGCCACGAACUUGACAAUGAAGAGGUGGCUAAGGACAGAGUGUGGCGUGAACUGUCAGUGGUGCCUGUGCCGGCUGCUGCUACCCAACCUCCAUGGUGGCUGCUUUCUCAUCAGAAACACCUUCUGGUCUCUGGCCACCUGACCCUGAAUGUACCCUGCCUCCUCAGAGGCACUUGCCAGUAAUAGCCCACCAGAGAACACACCCUCGACUAGUUUUUAAAGCAUUUUUAUAAAAUAAUUUUGUACAUGUAGGCUAUGAAUGAGCAGUUUAUAAGCUACAUAAACUGAUAAUACAUCUAUAGAGUAUCUCUGUAGUAAAAUAUGAAAAAUC